UGAUGAAGUUUCGGGAUGAGCAGCUCAGAUGAUCGAGUUUAGUCCAUCAACAAUGUCAACACCACAUGUUACCAGAUGUUUUUUUGCUGAAGUACUAGGGUGAUAACUAUAAAGAACUGAUCUGCAAGAUGUUUUCAUCGAUAUCAAAAGCUGUAGCGCAUGUUUGGAGUAGCAGUCAUCCAAAGGAGAAAUCGUCAGAUGAAUCGUCAGGUACUGAUACCCGAUCUGAAGGCACUGAGACUCCUCUCAGCUAUCCCUGUUACUCCAGCAGUUAUGAUGGAAAUGUUCAACCACAAUAUGGUCAAGACACUGCACCAAGUAAUACCCAAACAAGCUAUCCCAAGUCUGUUCAGUUCCAGGUGGGAGAUGGAACAGAUGAUUCGCACAAGAGUGUAGUAGAGCAAAGCUAUACCACAAGCACUAUCAACGGGAAGAUCACCCAUGUUUAUGGGGACUAUGGACUCAUAGACAAUUCAAUCCACUUCAGAUAUGAUGCCGUACUGUAUAACAUGACUCCCAAAGUUGGCUUGCCGGUAGAAGCAACCAUAGAGUCUGGUGAACAUGAAGAUGUUGGUUUGAGGGCUACAGAAGUCGUCAUCUCCAAAGCAAACUGGGAAGAUGGUGAGGGAGGUACAGAGGAACCAGAAUGGCAUAUCGGCAAGGUGACCAAGACAGAGAGGACAUCAGGAUGGCUGGAUGAUACCUUGUUCUAUGAUCAAGAUGCAUGUCCCUAUGGCUUCUUGCCUCACAGAGGAGACUGGCUGAUUGCUGAAAUGACAAGGAAUGUCGAGACAGGAGCCAAAGUUGUCAAGACUGUUCGGCCAUUGCGGGAGAAACGUUUCAAGGGGUUUGUGACUCACGUGUACCCAGGCUAUGGUUUCAUAGAUGGAACGAUCUUCUUCUCCAGGAGGGCCUGUGAGCUGAACUAUGUACCAAAGCGUGAUGACCAGGUGGAAGGAAACGCUAUUGAAUCAGAUCAGAGCAAGGGCAAAUGGAGAGCUGUCUUGGUCUCUUUAAAGAAACAAGAAAGGAUGGUCCUCACCAAACAGUUUCCUGCCCACAGCUUUCAAGAAGGAGAGCGGAUGACAAAAGAGAACGGUAUAGCAGUGACUGUGAGCGGAGAAUUUAGCAGGAUGUGCAUCGGACAAGAGAAAAGGGUAACAGUGUAUGUUAGAAACACAGGUGAAGAAACGCAGAAGCUUAUACGAGCUGAAGCAGUGUGCCUUUUGAGUGACUUAAAUCUUGCCAUCGAUGGUGGUGCAGAGGGUGUGGAGAAAACCGCAGGGUUGAGCUGCUGCAACCAAUCCAUCGAGAUCAAAUCUGGCAGCAAAAUCAGCCUCACUGUAGCAGUCACAGCAAGGAGCGUAGGAAAAUCUGCCUGCCAGAUUGUCUUGACCUUUGACACCUGCUCUAUCAGCCGUCCAAUACCCAUUACUGUCCAGGUAAGCAACGACCCCCUGCAGACGUCUGGCCGACUAAGCGGUAAGGAGAAAUGGAUGAAAGAAUUUGCCAUAACGUCCAGUGGAAAAGGACCAGCGGUGUUACCUGGUGUGCGUCUAGCCAGGUUAGUCAGGAAUGGUGUUGUGCAGGAACCUUUUAAUGGUAACUUCUAA
Strongylocentrotus purpuratus (purple sea urchin) is the source of this 1613-nucleotide messenger RNA. Its product is annotated as RNA helicase Mov10l1-like. The transcript is spliced from 6 exons. Bases 129 to 1613 code for a protein of 494 amino acids. The record is from RefSeq and is a predicted model, not a curated record. NCBI's taxonomy places the organism in Eukaryota, Metazoa, Echinodermata, Echinoidea, Camarodonta, Strongylocentrotidae.